Molecule: messenger RNA, 10431 nt
Organism: Coregonus sp. 'balchen'
Lineage: Eukaryota; Metazoa; Chordata; Actinopteri; Salmoniformes; Salmonidae
Source: the annotation of a GenBank genome assembly
AUGCAGACUGCUCGAGCAGCAGAGGCCACCACUGCUGGAUUGCGUGUUUUUGGUUCCUUUAGAGGUCAUGAUAGCUCCCUAUUAAGGACAACAGUACUUCAGCAAACAUUGAUGUUGGCAAUUGAUGAUACAUGUAUGCUGCUAUUUGCUAUGUUGAAAAUUCCAAGCACAGAUUUGUAAAACAGACAGGAAAUAGCCUAUUGUUGACUUGGUGAUGUGAGGUCUCAAUCUUGAAUUAAACUUUGUCUCUGUUCAGGUUCAGCAAACAUUUGGCAUGCAACCUUGGGUUAUGACAAAGAAACACUAUGACAAAGUUACACAGUUGGUGAUACAAUUCAUAACUUACCCGGUUUAGAUAGCUGUUUUCUUUUCUUCCAUCUUCUCAGAAUGUGCAGGCACCCCAUAGCUAAUAUGAGGUGUGCAAAAAUAAUAAAUAUGACAGUAAGGACACGCUUUUAUCCAAAGCGACAGUAUGCAUGCAUUCAUUUUCCGUUCGUGACCCCGGGAAUCGAACACACAAUCAUGACGUUUCGCGCGCCUUGAUUUUUUCCCAUUGACUGUCAUGGUCGUUAUUUAUUUGACUAUUUUAAUAUGUUAUUGAAUACAUUUCUAACAGUUUAAUAGGCUAUUGCAAUAAUUCAACAUGCAUGGUAGGCUGCAUCACUCGUUCAGCUUAGGUAGCUCUGCGGUCGCCGGGCAUUCUCCACUAUUGAUAUAAUUAGUACGUUUUUAGAAAAUACAAUUAUUUUACCUUCUAGGCUACAACAACAAAGUGCAUUGAGGAAUGUAUUAUCUUUACUAUACAUUCAUUGUCUAGGCUGUAAACUGCAGUGAUGUAGGCUAAUUUGAAUAACUGCUCAAACGUCCUUUUGUGUUUCAUGACGAAAUAAAGCCCUGAUUAUACAACCAUUUGGAUUAGUUAUGGGUUUAUUCUCAACAGUUUACAAGCUCCAGAAGUUACAUUAGGCCACCCAUAUGGUGUAUUUUGUCAGGAUGUAUCGGCGUUUAUAGAUAGGCCUACCAUAGAAAAAUAGGCUAUAGCCUAUUACACUGACAGUGGCAGUCGGGUCCAUUUAAGAUGAGGGAGGACGAUUAUUAAUUUUUUAUGAGCAUGGCCUUAUUUCUAUUACAGUAUAUUUGAUUAGUGUAAUUCAUAUUCCAUUCACCCAGUUCCAUGUUACAUCGAUAGGUUUAGGUUACUACAUGAUACUCGAAUUUUCCCUAUACCCAUCAUGAGGUUGCUCCAACCUAGCCUAUGAAUGAACGUUUACAACGUAGGUGCACAGGUUGAGAGAAAAUGACACAUUAAAUACCGGCGUGUACAAUAUUGACUGCAUCUAGCUGAUCUAGGGUGUAAUCAUUAGUCUAACAGUUGCAAACGAGAGUUUCUAUUGGACAAAUUCAGGUAUGUUUAUCCCCGUUUCGUUCCGUUUGCUUCCAUUUAAGAAACGUUUUUCAACUGAUUCUUUGGAAUGAAAACAUUUCCAUUGACCCCCGGUACCGGUACCCCCUGUAUACAGCCUCAUUAUUGUUAUUUUAUUGUGUUACUUUUUUAACAUCUUUUUUUUUUUAACUUUUGUUUAUUUAGUAAAUAUUUUCUUAACUCUAUUUUCUUAAAACUGCAUUGUUGGUUAAGGGCUUGUAAGUAAGCAUUUCACGGUAAGGUCUACACCUGUUCUUUUUGGCGCAUGUGACAAAUUUGAUUUGAUUUGAUUUAAACCUGCUACAAUCAUGCAGUACAGUCAAUAAGCAGUUUAGCAGUUACACCGGCAGGUCCCGGUUGCAAGAAAUUAGUCAAACCAAAAGCUUACCUUGACUUGGAAGAAUUCCAGUGUUGGAUUGUCAUAGCCAGCUAGCUAACAUAGCUCUCUGUUUGAGCAGGGUGUUUGAGUAGGCUAAACUAGCUAGCUACAUUUGCUACCUAAGUAAAUGAAAGUGAAAGUCUUUUUUUAAUAUAGCUAGCCCCCAAUUUGUCGCUGUACAUUUAAAAAAUGCUGAACAUGCAGUUAUAUUGACUACGUCUGUCCUAGCUCGCUCAUUAAUGUCUUAAUCGAAAUUAAUUUCCUCUUAUCCGCUCGUCGUUCCUUUAUGCCAUAGUUUCUACAUCUCAAUUGUCAGUAGAAACCACAUUUGUUUAAGCAAGUCAGCCAUAUCAGCUAUGUUUCAAAAAAGCUGUAAAUGAGGCUGAAUGAACUGUUUCGCUGCCAGACAAGGUGCCGCUGAUAGCCAGGUGUAGCGGUGGUAAGAAUUCACUCCAUGGUGCUGAAAAGAAAGCUCUGCUGUUGGAACAGCUUCAUGUAGGCCCUAACAGUUUGUGGGCACCGUUUGUCACCGUUAUAGUGCAAUUAAUGUAUUGUUUAGUGCUGUGUUGUGUAGUGGCUUUGCUGUUUUAUUUUUUAUUUUUUGCCCCACCAAGAUUUACAGUGCAUUCGGAAAGUAUUCAGACCACUUCACUUUUUCCACAUUUUCUUACGUUACAGCCUUAUCCUAAAAUGGAUUAAAUAGAAAAAUGUCCCUCAUCAAUCUACACACAAUGCCCCAUAAUGACUAAGCAAAAACAUGUUUUUCAAAAUUUUUGCAAAUGUAUAAAAAAAUCCUAAACUAGAAAUACCUAUUUUACAUAAGUAUUCAGACCCGUUGCAAUAAGACUCGAAAUUGAGCUCAGGUGCAUCCUGUUUCCAUUGAUCGUCCUUGAGAAGUUUCUACAACUUGAUUGGAGUCCACCUGUGGUAAAUUCAAUUGAUUGGACAUGAUUUGGAAAGGCACACACCUGUCUAUAUAAGGUCCCACAGUUGACAGUGCAUGUCAGAGCAAAAACCAAGCCAUAAGGUCGAAGGAAUUGUCCGUACAGCUCCGAGACAGGAUUAUGUCCAGGCACAUUUCUGCAGCAUUGAAGGUCCCCAAGAACACAGUAGCCUCCAUCAUUCUUAAAUGGAUGAAGUUUGGAACCACCAAGACUCUUCCUACAGCUGGCCGGGAGAAGGGCCUUGGUCAGGGAGGUGACCAAGAACCCGAUGGUCACUCUGAAAGAGCUCCAGAGUUCCUCUCUGGAGAUAGAAGAACUUUCCAGAAGGACAACCAUCUCUGCAGCACUCCACCAUUCAGGCCUUUAUGGUAGAGUGGCCAGACGGAAGCCACUCCUCAGUGAAGGGCACAUGACAGCUAGCUUGGAGUUUGCCAAAAGGCACAUAAAGGACGCUCAGACCAUGAGGAACAAGAUUCUCUGGUCUGAUGAAACCAAGAUUGAACUCUGGCCUGAAUGCCAAGCAUCACGUCUGGUGGAAACCUGGUACCAUCCCUACGGUGAAGCAUGGUGGUGGAAGCAUCAUGCUGUGGGGAUGUUUUUCAGCGGCAGGGACUGGGCAACUAGUCGAGAUUGAGGGAAAGAUGAACGGAGCAAAGUACAGAGAGAUCCUUGAUGAAAACAUGCUCCAGAGUGCUCAGGACCUCAGACUGGGGCGAAGGUUCACCUUCCAACAACAUAACAACCCUAAGCACACAGCCAAGACAAUGCAUGAGUGGCUUUGGGACAAGUCUCUGAAUGUCCUUGAGUGGCCCAGCCAGAGCCCGGACUUGAACCUGAUCAAACAUCUCUGGAGAGACCUGAAAAUAGCUGUACAGCGACGCUCCCCAUCCAACCUGACUGAGCUUGAGAGGAUCUGCAGAGAAGAAUGGGAGAAACUCCCCAAAUACAGGUGUGCCAAGGUUGUAGCGUCAUACCCAAGAAGAGUUGAGGCUGUAAUCGCUGCCAAAAGUGCUUCAACAAAGUACUGAGUAAAGGGUCUGAAUAAAUAAGUAAAUGUCAUAUUUCAGUUUUUUAUUUUCAAUACAUUUGCAAACAUUUCUAUAAACCUGUUUUUGCUUUGUCAUUAUGGGGUAUUGUGUGUAGAUUGAUGAGGGAAAAAAAACAAUUUAAUAAAUGUUAGAAUAAGGCUGUAAAGUCAAGGGGUUUGAAUACUUUCCAAAUGCACUGUACAUGCUAAAAUCUCCACUGCCUACAGAGUGCUGUUGAGGCUACUGUAGACCUUCAUUGCAAAACAGUGUGUUUUAAUCAAUUAUUUGGUGACAUGUGAAUAUAUUUAAUAUAGUUGUAUCUAAAAAUGAUAACCUAUUAAAUGUUUCACUAUUUUUAUUUGUAUGAAAUUCACUGAGGAGGACGGUCCUCGCCAUCCUCCUCCUCCGAGGAGCUUCCACUGGACACUGAGAUGUGCUGUCUGUCGUGGAUCUUGUAUUUCAAGUCGUCCUAUAAUUAACGUGGCCACCAGCAUAUGCCUAAAAAUCGCUAUUGCCAUUAUAUUAAACCAGGAUUGGCCGAAGGACUGAAAUUAAUAUAAUUCGUUUGAGUAGGGUUCCCCACAUUUUUUUUUUAUAGCAUAAAUUCUGUAGGGUCCUUCUCCAUCUUAUAGCCUAAUGGGCCGAAUUCUUGCUUGCAAAUGACCUAGCAAAUUUGAGGUGAAAUUAUUACAACAAUUUGUUUUUUUUAUUGUUCCAUCACCUGCCGAAUAAAAACCUAAUGUGGCCCUACCUCUGAAAAAAAGUUAUUCGGGCCAGAUAUGCUGAAGUGGACUCGGCCCGAGUACCAUUAGCCGGAACCAAGAGUUAUUCUGCCGGACUCGGGAAGAGCUCGGCCCGUAUGAAGUCCGAGUCGAUGCAUAGUCCCCUGAGUCUCAGACAGAAUAGGCCUGAACCCACCAUGUUGACUGGGAGGUCUCUUUCUUACAAAUCACUCAAAUUGAUACAAUUCCUUGGCCUAAUCUAAAUGAGAGAUAGUUUCUGUUCUACAUAGUUUUGCCAGAACGUUCUGUAGCGUUGCACCCAUAUGGUUGCACCCACUGAAAGCACCCCAGGCCAGAUGUUUGAGGCUGACUGAAAGCAAUCUAAACCUGUCAUAUGGAACUUGCUGUUGCAGUCAUUGGCGGUUGAAUAUCAUUGGUUGAUGUCUGGCCUACCACUCAGCGGGAGGGACAAAGUUGAAGGAAAUUGGACAGUUUUGACAGCAGCUGUCAGCUGUCGAAGAACCAGAUGGAGUAGAUACAUUCUUUCGGUAUAUGGGAGAGCUCUGUAGGGAGAGCAACCUAGCUAGCUUGCCAACUUUGGACACAACAUUCGUUCAUUGAUCAUAUCUAGUACUGGUAGCUUUAAACCUAGCAAAUUUUUUUUAUUAUUUUUUUUAUUUAACCUUUAUUUAACCAGGUAAGCCAGUUGAGAACAAGUUCUCAUUUACAACUGCGACCUGGCCAAGAUAAAGCAAAGCAGUGCGAUAAAAACAACAACACAGAGUUACAUAUGGGAGAAUAAUAUAAAUACAUGGUAGAGAAUAAAAGCUUUCUUUCUUCCUCAACUAGUUGAGUGCUAGUUGAGCUUGUAGUAGCUAGCUAGCUAGCUAUAGGCUAAUCUGCUGGCCAAUUUCCAUAUUUCACUGACUUUCAGUUUUGUUUCCGUAUUCAUGGCCUCUCUUCUCAGCUCAUACUUUGCAAGCUAGUUAGGUGGCUAUAGCUGCAUCUGUUGACCACAUGUCAAUACUCUGCAACCAUACUAUUGCCACUAUUGCUGGCCAACUAACUUGACUCUCUGUAACGUUAACGGCUAAAUAGGUUGCUAUUGCUAGCUAGCUCCAUGGACCCUCCUAGGAAACGAGUAUUGCCUGCACCCCUACCAGACGGUUUUACACUGACAGACAAAGAGAAGAAGCGAUGGACACUGGGCAGAAUAAUUGACCAAGGAGGCUUUGGAAUUUUUAAUUUUUUUAUUUUACCUUUAUUUAACCUGGCAAGUCAGGUAAGAACAAAUUCUUAUUUACAAUGACGGCCUACACCGGCCAAACCCGGACGACACUGGGCCAAUUGUGCGCCGCCCUAUGGGACACCCAAUCACAGCCAGUUGUGAUACAGCCUGGAAUCAAACCAGGGGGUCUGUAGUGACGCCUCAAGCACUGAGAUGCAGUGCCUUAGACCGCUGCGCCACUCGGGAGCCCGAGGUAGAUCUACCUAGGUAGGUAACCAGACUAGUAUGUCAAUCCAUCAAGUUAUCACUGAUUCUCAAACCCCCUCCUCCCUCCCUCCCUCAACACAGACUCACACACACAUCCCUCUUGGAGUGACAAGAGUGGUGAGACCCCAAUUUAUGGAGCAAAACACAUGACCAGCAAUCACAGAUUAGUUUUUUGGGUGUAAACACAUCACCAACAGACCACAAAAACUGGGGUACAUCUGAUUGCUUCCUGUCAUGAUUAUCACGGUUUAUGUGUCCCUCUGUUUUUCUUUGUCUCUCUCUCUCCCAGCUCUCUUUUGCUCCCCCCUUCUCUCUUACACCCUAUUUCUCUCCCUCCUUUUCCCCAUCUCUUACUUUUUCUCUGUCUCCCUUCUUCCCUCUCUCCCUUCAGCUUCGCACGACGUGGACACGCCUGUUGGGGAGGACUCUAACUUUGUGAUUAAAGUGGUAAGUAUAGGAAUGGCUGAUUGUGUUGUGUGAGUCAAGGCAUUAACACCUAUGUGUAGGCAUUGUCAUUUCUUCAGAGAUAAACUAGAGAUGAUUGACAGUUUGACUUAACCACAAUCAUUUACUGUUAGGCUCCAUUGCUCUCUCACUUUGUAUUCCUCUCUUGCUUGCUCUCCUCAUUGGGUUUUCUUGGAUAUGGAAAGUGACAAUGAGGAACUCCUGGCUUUAUAUGCUUAUAGAACUGCCUAUAAUUUUAAGGCAGAACAUGCAACAGCUUUCAGCAUGUCUAUUUAUGAAAUAGUGUGGGCCUAGGCUAUUUCCACAUUUCUUCUUAUUUGACCCUCUUAUUUCAUUGUGUCUGCAGGGGUACCAUGAGAAUGGGCCUCUGUUUUCUGAGCUCAAGUUCUAUCAGAGGUGAACUAAACCUGAGAACAAUGAGUAUCAACAACUUCAAUCAUUCAACAUCAUCAUGCAGCAGACAUAUGGUCAAGAAUGCAUAGCCUUUAUCCCACAAAGGCUACAUACUGUUUGGUUACAGCAAAACCUGUUUUAGGCUACCUCUUAUAUGAGCAGCCAGGCCCAGUGCAGCAGGAGUGAACUUGGCUGAUGAAAUGGCCAUAGACAUGAAGACUGCUGCCUGGUGUAAUUAAUAAGCCAAAGCUAACAUGCACCUCAGUGGCAGUUAGCCCCUUCCCUGCUUGUUUGAGUUCUAAUUCAUAGAGAGGGACCCAAUCACACAUAAUGAUGCCUGCUCCUCCACUGGGCCCCUGACCACCUGCCAGUCUGGUGGAGAGCCAGUCAGGCCAGUCACCACUCCAAGACAGGCCUACUGUUCACUGUGUGUGUGCUUGCCUGUCUGUCUGUUUCUCUCUCUGUCUGUCAGUGUGUGUCUGUGUCUAUAGUUUGAAGUGCAUGCUUGUGUGUCUGGCUUAGACAUGUCCUUCCAUAUUUCCUCUGUCUGGUCAUAUGUGUUUUUGCGAACAGUUCAGACAGAGUCAACCUAAAUCGACAGUAAUUCAAUUCACAUCACUUCCCAAUUUGUUGCAUAACUUUUAAGACCAAAGGCUCAGGUCCCCUAGGAUUGUAUCUUGGGCACUUGGCCAUAUUUGCUAAGCACUAGCAUCAGUUACUUUCAGAGGGAAUAAAACAGAGGUAAAUAAUGAACGCAACGAGUAAUGAAUGAAACAAUAAGGCAAAGAGCAAAUAUGUACAGUGUUCUGUUUUUGCACUUUUUUUUGUGUCUGGUAUUCCUGUAGAAAAAUAAUAGGUGCAACCAUUGCACUGGUGAAAAUACAUUUAAAUAUGUCGUAAAUACUGUUUAUUAAUUAAUUUUAUUUCACCUUUAUUUAACCAGGUAAGCCAGUUGAGAACAAGUUCUCAUUUACAACUGCGACCUGGCCGUAUGUAUAUGUAGGAUACAGUACAUUACAUUGUUUGAUUUUUGUAAUUCUGUCCUGCUGUUGUCUCAGUGCUGAGGUGGAAGAGGAGCAAGAAGCUGGACUUCCUGGGGAUCCCUGCAUACUGGGGAUCAGGACUGGCAGAACACAACGGAACCAGGUACUACUGACCAUUACAUGGUGUAGUUAUGGUCAUGAUGAGGAUGAUGUUGAUGAUACUUGGUUAAUAAUCCCUCACAUUGGGGUUGGGAAGUGUGUCAGAGAUGAUUUUACCCCUUAUCCUUGACCUUUGCCCUGUUCAGGUACAGGUUCAUGGCGAUGGACCGUCUGUGCAGUGACCUUCAGAAGGUGUGUGAGAGAAAUGGUAGCAGGCUAAAGAUAGACACAGUGCUACAGCUAGGACGUGUCCUGGUGAGUCUCUUACUCUGUUAUCCUCUUCAUCAUCCAUUGCUGCAUAUCACAAGAUGGAAUGGAAAGAUUUCACCUACUCUUUGUCUCCUUGUCCUCCUACAGCUGGAUGUGCUUGAGUAUAUCCAUGACAACAAGUAUGUCCAUGCAGACGUAAAGGCUGCCAACCUAAUGCUUGGUCACACAGACCCAGACAAGGUUAGCACUAGCACUGUCUAAAUACAGUAGGCAUGUGUAUUGAAGGAAUUUCUUGUACUGUGUACAAAACAUACGUAGAAGACCGUUACAAACUAUACUAACAUUGAGCAUUGUGUUAAGCUUCUACUUGUAAGUUAUCUACACAUACUGUCUGUUUAUUCCCUGUUCUGCAGGUGUACCUGGCUGACUACGGCCUGUUCUACAGGUACAGCCCAGAUGGAGUACACAAGGAGUACAAGGAAAACCCAAAGAAGGGACACAACGGAACCAUAGUGUCACACCCUGGUGUUGGGACUCAUUAUUGUUUAUCCAGGGUGUGUGCAGUCUAAUUGUUCCAUGUUCCAUGUUGUUGUCUUUAUUUGGACUUCACGAAUCGUCUUUGUUUGUUGUUUUUGUAUUUACGUGCUUUAUAUAUUAAAGUCAUGUUCACUCGCUACGCUGCGCAUUGGUCUCAUCCUUACGACGUUCGUGACAGAAAAACCCACCAAAGAAAGACCAAGCAGCGUGUCCAGGAGCAAGGAGACUGGACAUGGGAGGAGGCGCCGGGCAAGGAGAUGGAGAGGCUGGCGAUGGCCCAGGUGGGCACAGUGUGGUCCUGGGAGGACAUGCUCGGAGGCAAGGGACCUUGGGGGAAGAUCAAGGCCCUGGCAAGAGAGGAGCAUCGGCGGCAGCAGGUUCAACGUCGUAAGGACGAGAGGCAACCCCAAUAAAUUUUUGGGGGGGGGCACAUGGCUUGGGCGAAGGAGCAGCAGGAGGCUGCCACAAGGGAGAGUCAGAAGGCGGCCAGGUUAAGGGGGCUGAAGGAGGCAGAGAAGGGUAGGAUUCAGUGGGCUACCAGGUCAAGGGGGCUACUGGGUAAAGCAGAGAGGGAAGGUGUUGAGGCACGGCGUGAGGUACUGGGGUGUGUAACCAGUUCGGUCCGGCCCGUUCCUGAUCCUCGGUUGAGGCCAGUGGUGUGUGUUCCCGGUAUGGACCGGCCUGUUCCUACUCCACGCACCUGGGAUACGGUGCGCUUCGCCAGCCCGGCCCGGCCUGUUCCGGCCACUCGCACCAGGGAUACGGUGUGCGUCGCCAGCUCAGCCCUGCCUGUUCCUACUCCACGCACCAGGGAUACGGUGCGCUUCGCCAGCUCAGCCCGGCCUGUUCCUACUCCACGCACCAGGGAUACGGUGCGCUUCGCCAGCCCAGCCCGGCCUGUUCCUACUCCACGCACCAGGGAUACGGUGCGCUUCGCCAGCCCGGCCCGGCCUGUUCCGGCCACUCGCACCAGGGAUACGGUGCGCGUCGCCAGCCCAGCCCGGCCUGUUCCUGCUCUCCGCACUAGGCGUGAGGUGAGUCCCCAGGGUCCAGCAUGCCCUGUUCCGGCUCCCCGCACUAGGCGUUAUGGGAGUCCCCAGGGUCCAGCAUGCCCUGUUCCGACUCCCCGCACUAGCCCUGAGAUGCGUGUCCUCAGCCCGGUACCUCCAGUUCCGGCACCACGCAACAGGCCUACGGUGCGCCUCAGACGGCCAGAGUCUGCCGUCUGUCCAACGGGGCCUGAACUGUCCGUCUGCCCAACGGGGCCUGAACUGUCCGUCUGCCCAACGCCGUCUGAACUGCCCGUCUGCCCAACGGCGCCUGAACUGCCUGUCGGCCCAACGCCGUCUGAACUGUCCGUCUGCCCAACGCCGUCUGAACUACCCGUCUGUACAGAGCCUACAAAGCCGCCCGUCUGCCAUGAGCCUUCAGAGCCGUCCGCCAGAUCGGAGCCGCUAGAGCUCUCCGCCAGACAGGAUCAGCCAGAGCCUUCCGCCAGACAGGAUCAGCCAGAGCCUUCCGCCAGACAGGAUAAGCCAGAGCCUUCCGCCAGACAGGAUCAGCCAGAGCCUUCUGUCAGACAGGAUCAGCCAGAGCCUUCCGCCAGACAGGAGCAGCCAGAGCCUUCCGUCAGACCGGAUCAGCCAGAGCCUUCCGCCAGACGGGAUCAGCCAGAGCCUUCCGCCUGCCAUGA